AUGUCCAAGAAAAAAGAGAUUAAAGAACAAAGAAAUUUGAUUGUGGACAUUGAUGUAGAAGAUUACGAUAUUGAGGAUAAAGAUGAAGAGAGUGUUAGUGUAAACAACAAAGCAACACCAAGGGGCCCGAGCUUGAAGAAGCCAAGGAAAAAGGGUCCAAUGGAUGCAUUUUUUACUCCUAACCCAGAAACUGUGGUUCAAAAUAGAAAGGACAAAGGAAAACAAACUUCAUUGAAUGCGACAUACAAGAAGGAAAUGAGAGAGCACACCAUCCAAAGAAUUGCUCGAUGGUUUUAUGAUGCAGGAGUGCCUCUGAAUGCUUGCACAUAUGAAAGUAUUGCCCCUAUGAUUGAGUCAAUUGGGCAAUUCGGUCCUGGAUUGAAACCACCAUCUUAUCAUGAGUUAAGAGUUCCAUGUUUGAAGAAGGAAUUAGAAUCAACAAAUGAGUUGAUGAGUAACCAUAAGGUAGAGUGGGCCAAGGUUGGAUGCACUGUUAUGGUUGAUGGAUGGACCGAUAGAAGAAAUAGGACAUUAAUUAACUUUUUAGUUAAUAGUCCUAAAGGAACCAUGUUUAUUGAGUCCAUCGAUGCUUCAUUUUAUGUGAAAGAUGGAAAGAAGAUGUUCGAGUUACUUGAUAAUUUUGUAAACCAAAUUGGAGAAGCGAAUGUUGUACAAGUAGUUACCGAUAGUGCCUCAGCAAAUGUGAUGGCAGGGAGAUUGUUAGAAGCAAAACGAUCACAUUUAAUAUGGUCUCCGUGUGCCGCUCAUUGCUUAGAUUUGAUGUUGGAGGAUAUAUACAAGAUCUCGAAUAUUCGCAAAGCAUUGAAAAGAGGCAUAGAGAUUAGCAAUUUCAUAUACGUUCGUCCUGGAUUGUUAAACAUGAUGCGACGUUUUACUAACCAAAAGGAGUUAGUUAGACCAGCUAAGACUCGUUUUGCUACUGCUGCAUUACAUUAUCGAGUAUACAUCGUCAAAAGAAUAAUCUGA
Cucumis sativus (cucumber) is the source of this 987-nucleotide messenger RNA. RefSeq lists its product as uncharacterized. The record is from RefSeq and is a predicted model, not a curated record. Lineage: Eukaryota; Viridiplantae; Streptophyta; Magnoliopsida; Cucurbitales; Cucurbitaceae. Bases 1 to 987 code for a protein of 328 amino acids. The transcript is spliced from 2 exons.